AACUAAGGAAACUAACGUGCUAAAAUGGCCUCAAAAUUAUAACAUAAUCAAAAACGUUUCUCCAAAACGUAAUUUUUAACAAACUUAAUUUAAAUUUGGAUUAUUAAUCCAGUUUUCAUUAUUUCCAAAGAAAUGUUUUUUAAAACCAAAAGUAUUAUAGUUUAAUAAUAAUUUUUACAUUAUAUGACAAAAAAAAAUGUCAGAUAUACUUUGUAAAUGGUUAAAUGACGAUGUCAAGUUGAGUAGACAAGUGUGUCCUUUGAACUUAGAAGAAUCUUUUGCUAAUGGUUUUUUGAUUGGGGAGUUACUUUCUCAUUAUGGGGUUCAGGAAAACUUCAAAGAAUUUUCAAAGUCAUUCACAUCAGAAGCAAUUGUCAACAAUUUUACAAGAAUACACAACACUUUGUUAUUGCUGGAAAUAAAUUUUGAUUCCAAUAUGGCAAAAGAAGUUAUAGAUGAAAAACCAGGAAUCAUUACUAAUCUUUUGUAUGAACUUUUUAUAAAACUUGGCAAAAAAUGUAACAGCGGUAAAAUAAAUGAUACUAUGGUAGCAUUGAGAGCUCAUGGUUUGCUCAAAAUUGAUCCUUUAAAGACAAAAAUGUUCAAAGAACAUCUAAAGAGUCUUUUGCCUCGACAAGUCGAUAAAGAUUUUAAAAUGUUAACAGAAACUUACAAGAACAAAAUAAAAUUAAAGGAAGAAGAAAUAUUAAAAUCACAGCUUGAAGAAGAAUUAAGACAAAAAAGUCUCAAGCAAAAGGUUCGCCAGGAAAACUUACAAAAAUCAUGGCUGAUGCGAAAAAAGCAAGAUCAAAUCAUGUUAAAAGUUUGGGAAGCAACACAAAAUACUCUGCCUCAGUAUCCUAUAAAAGAAAAGUUUCAGAUAAGUCCUAAGAUGGGUAAACAGGAAGAAGUUGUAAAUGAAGCUAAUAGCAUGCAUGAUAGCAUCCAGAAGUUUGAAAAAGAUUUUGAAAGUUUUCUUAUAACUGACCAACCUGAUAAACUAAAACAGGUGGACACAGAUAUUGAACAUUACCUAAACUCAUUUUCUAAAAAGGAAAUAAAAGAAUACAUAAAGCCAGAAGAAAGUUUAAAAUAUGUUUUAGAAAUUCGUCAACGAAUUAAUGAAAAUUCUAAAGCAAAAAAGGAGCGUGAGAAACGCAGAAGAAAAGUUUUAAUUGAACAAUUUAAAAUACAUCAACUUCAACAGGAUAAUGAUAGAGAUGAAGCUUUAUUAAGACGACUGGCAGUUCAAACUGAAAUGGAGAAAAAAAUUGUUGUACAACUUACAAACUUGAAAAAAGAAAAGGAAAUCAUGAAAAAUAACAGGCUUGAGCUGGAAAGACAGUAUUCAGAGCGUAGACAAAAAGAAUUUCAGGAAGCAUUAGAUCGAGAAGCAGAGUUUUGUCGUCUUGAUAAAAUAAAAUAUGCUGAAGAAGUACGUAAACAACAAGAAAUACAUGAUGAAAUUGUUAAAAUUAAAGCCUUAGAAAAACACGAAAAACAUUGUAAAAUCUGCAAAGAAAUUGUUUUUGACAUGAUUGAUCUUGUUUGCAAAGUUGGUGAAUACAGACAAAUUACAGAAAAUCAUGUUCCUGCAAAAGUUAUUAGAGAUUGGAAGACCUUAUUUUGCAACUGUAAACCUUUAUAUGAAGAAAGACUCAAUGAAGAUAAUACUGAUUGUGAUUUAAAGAUGACAUUAAUAGAAGAAAAACAGGCUUUAUUAGAUGAGAAGGAGUUUUAUGAAUACAAGAAUUAUCUUGGAGAGUGGGAGCUUCCUACAAAUUUAAAACCACCAGAUGCAAUCUUUAAACCUUCAGAUAAUCAAAUAUUAGGUUUUAUUUUGAAAAGAGUUUAUCUAUUAAUAUACCCUCCUGCACCGCCUCUUGCACUGCCAGUGUUUCCGUCAUUUCCAAUAAAAGUGUGUUUGCAAGGAAAAUCAUUAUCAGGAAAAUCAUCUGUUGCAGACUAUUUUUCCAAAUCUCAUCGAGUUGUUGUUCUCAAUAUCAAAAAUGUAAUUGAUGAUUAUUUGCAAAUUUGGAAAAAAAGUAUUGACAAUUCUUUGAUAAUGAAAAAUGAAGAUUCAAUUAAUGUUCCAAAUUCAGUUGACAUUCAACAACCAGCUCAACAAGCUGACAUUAAAGCAUCACUACCAGCUCAACAAGCAGUGCAACUAGAAGAUCUAAAAUCAGCAUCACUAAAAGAUCUACAAGGAGUGCAACAACCAGCUCUACAAGCUCUACAACAAGAAUUGCAAUUAGCACAAGAAGGUGAACUGCAAUCAGCACCACAGACAGAAAAACAGCUUACCACUGAAGCAAAGUUAGGAAAACAGAUAGAUAUUUGUUUACAAAAUGGUAAAGCUCUACAUGAUCAGUUAUUAGUUGAUGUCUUACUCUGCAAAAUACAUGGUUUGCCUGAAGGUACAGGAUGGAUUAUUGAUGGAUUUCCUGUUACACUCCAACAGGCUCAAUUAUUUGAAAAUGGUUUAAGUGGGUAUUUUGUUCCUACUCAAAUUGUUGCAGGAUUGAAGGAAGAUAAAAAAACAAAAAAGUUUAAACUUGCUUCGGAUCCUAUUCCUCCUCCUCCGCCCAAAGCUCCUGUCAGUGGUCUUGAUAUAGUUGUUUUUUUGGAUGUUUCUGAUGAAGUUAUCUUAAAAAGAGCGCAAGGAAGAGUUACCAAUCGAAAUACAGGUGAAGAUUUUCAUAUUGAAUUCAAACCUCCAUUAGAGAGUUGCUAUUCUAAAAUUAGUCAGAACUUUGUCCCUGUUAUUGAUCCUUCAAAUGAAAAAGAGCAAAUAUUAAUAAGACUCAACGCAUUUCAGGCUAAUUGGAGUAAGCUUGAAAAGUGGUUCAAUCAGUUUAAUAUUGUCUGCACUAUCGAUGCUUCUGUUGAACAAGAUGCUGUUGCUUUAAAUGUAGAAAGAGUAAUUGAAGAAACAAUGAAGAAAAUCCAAGAUUUAAAAAGUCAAUUGGAAAAUGCAAAUUCAUUGGAAAGUAAGCAAAAUGAAUCAAUAGGAGAGAAAAAAGAACCUAUCGUUUGUGAUUUAACAUCUUCAUUAAUCGAAUCAAGCAAGCCAGUUUUUGUUGAUCAACCCAUUGAUAAGGAAAUUGCAGAAAUAAUAUUAAAUAAUUGGAUAUUUAUUGAAGACACAUACAUUAUGUUGAUAAAACAAAUAUUUCGAAAAAUUCGUACUCAGUGUUUUAUAAUUGAUAGAUAUUUUUAUGACAGGAGAGAUGCUUUCAAAGAAUUUUUAAAGAAGCCAGAUGUAAAGCAAAUAUUCAUUACUCAAUGGCAAGAGGAAUAUAACACAUUUCCUGAGGAUAUGAGAAAUGAUGAAGAAUGCAAAGCCGAACUUCAUCAACGAGUUGAUGAUCUUUGUGAGAGAUUAUGGGAAAUAUCUGAUAUGCGUAAAGAUGAAGCCGAAAAAGAACUCUUAAGUAUAAUAGAAGAUGGAUGGUUACAAGACAAUGCAGGAUUUUUAGUAAAUCACUAUAUUUCCUUAAUGCAAAUAGAAGUUAACAGAUACCAGCAUACAUGCUAUAUUUUACGAGAAUAUUAUAAUGCAAUGGAGAAAGAUAAAAGUAAAGGAAAUUUAUCCAAUAUUAAAGAGUUUACAAGUUUACCUUUGCUUGAAAUUUCUGAUGGUCAUAAAGAGCAAAAAAAUGAGUUCGAUAAAAAGGUUUCUGCAAAAUCAGAUGUUAAAAAAUCUCAAGUAAAAAUUAGUCAAAGAGGUGCCCAGCAGGUUAGCCAAUACUCUGCUAAAGAAGAUAUAGAAUCAAAUGAAUUAGAAAUAAAGAUCUUAAAUGAAGCAAUGCAUAAAGCACUGAUCACUAUUGAACAGCAGAAAAAUUUGGAUACUUUGGUUGAAGAUUCUUCUAAAAAGAAAGUCAUAUCAUCACCAAAAGGGCCUAAAAAAAGUGCAGAAAAAAAAAAUAAAAAAAAUAAACAGUCUCCUACCGUGGAAACUCCUAUUCUGAAUGAAGAAGAAGUUAAAGAAAAUGGUUUACUUCAGUUAAGGAAAGAAGAAUACCAAAAAGCUGUUACAAUCGAAGGAGACAUUUUUAAAAUGCGCAUUGAGUCAAUUAAUUCACACGGAACUUCUAUACUAAAAUCAUUAAAGGGAAAAGCUGAUGCUUGUUAUAAAGAUAUGGACAUAUGGUUAGGUGAACGGUUUUUGCAAGAGAUGGAAAGCAUUAAAAAGAUGUGUGGCUUAUUAAAAAGUGCAAUUGAAAGUGAACAACUUUUGACAAAUGCAAUUGUUUUAGAAGGCACAGAUUUCUAUGUAGUUGAAGAAGUUAAAGUUUUUAAUCCUCCUGUAAAAGAAAACCAGGAAUCAUUCUAUACUAAAGAAAUUGUCACUCCAUCAGUUUUUUUAUGCUCUCAACUUUCAGAACUUUGUAGACAGUUUAAAGAAAUUUCUUCAGAUGGUUUUGUAUCUUCUAAAUUGUUUGCUAGUUUAAUAAGUUGUGCUUCAACCUGUAAUUUUGGUAUUGAUUAUGUGGCUGAAAAAUGGAAAAAUUUAAGUCUAUCUACUAUUGAAAAAAUUACAGAUGCAGUUUCUACUAAUACAGAAUAUGUUAACUGGAAGACAUUUUUACUUUCUAUUUCUGAACCAUUCCCGUUACCAACAGCAUUUGAUCUAAAAAAGGCUUUGGAUGAUUUUUUAGAAAUUGAUCAAGCAAGACUUGGUGUUUUGUGUAAAACUGAUUAUGAUAAAAUCCAAUUAUGGUUUGAUAAAUGUCAGCCUUAUCUUGAAAUCAGUUCUUUGCGGUUGAAUUCUAUUAGGGAGUUAUUUUUUGAGAUAUUCAGCAGUAAAACAUCUGACACAAUAAAUUAUAUAGAGAUGCUUCUACACUUCUCAGCAUGUCCAGAUUCAGUUUAUGGUGUUUUUCUGGCUUUGUGUAUUGUCACGUGUCAAAAUCCUCCUAAUGAAUCAUUUUUGUGCAAUGAUAACUCAGAUGACAUUUAUGUAUCUAUUGAUGAUUUGAUAAAGGUUUUACAUUUUGGUGAACCUGACGUUGGUUGUGGUCAUAGAUUCAAUUUGAAAGUUGAUAAAGUUGAAGAAUCUAAGAUGCGUUUCUGCGAAAUAUUUAAAGAAAUGGGUUUUGGGGAAAAUGAACGAGUUUCAAUAAAACGGUUAUACGCUCAUGCUGAUAUAAAAAAUAUGAUUGAUUCGUGUAAAAAAUAUCUUAAACCAAAUAUCCUUGAGUUGGUUUCUAAAGAGGAAAGAAUAUUGACGCCGGAAAAAUUUUUCUAGGGUUUUUUCUAUA
Hydra vulgaris (swiftwater hydra) is the source of this 5270-nucleotide messenger RNA. RefSeq names its product sperm flagellar protein 2. NCBI's taxonomy places the organism in Eukaryota, Metazoa, Cnidaria, Hydrozoa, Anthoathecata, Hydridae. The record is from RefSeq and is a predicted model, not a curated record.